Molecule: messenger RNA, 438 nt
Organism: Macroventuria anomochaeta
Lineage: Eukaryota; Fungi; Ascomycota; Dothideomycetes; Pleosporales; Didymellaceae
Exons: 3
Coding region: 1-438 (145 amino acids)
Source: RefSeq, a predicted model, not a curated record
AUGAACACAGUCAAAUCAGUGUACUACGGCUGGGCGACCCUCAUCGCCGCCGGCGGCGGUGCCUACUACUUUGCAAAGAAAUCCAUCAACGCCGACCGGGCUCAAAAAGCAGAAGCGGACCGCCAAAAGCGCACCCGCCAGCGCCAGCUCGAGCAAGCCCACGGCCUGCACGGCGAGACAUCAUCGAACCCCACCAUUUCCCCCAACGCAGUAGUCUCGUCGAACACAACUGCUCCUCGGAGCACAAGCGACAAGGGCGCAUUGGCGGGCCAGAUUAGACGGGAGGAUAGGGCGCAUGAAGAUAGCGGGAACCCGAGUUUGCAGGCGAGUCAGGAUCCGGCGGCGACGAGGCAUGCGCCGGAGACCGAGGGGAAGGAGAAGAGCAAGUAUGAGGCUAGCGAUGUGUUUAGGAGUAGGAAGGGAGACCGCUUCUCGUAA